Molecule: messenger RNA, 861 nt
Organism: Brenthis ino (lesser marbled fritillary)
Lineage: Eukaryota; Metazoa; Arthropoda; Insecta; Lepidoptera; Nymphalidae
Source: the annotation of a GenBank genome assembly
AUGCCUGGAAGACAGUGUGAUUGUUGUAAAACGUGGCAAAAAACAAAUAGUGCUUUUCGUACCUGUUCUAAUAGAAAAAUCUUAUCGAUACUUAGAAAUUCUAAAAAUUGUGAUCUACAGAGUGGUUCUAAGUUGUGUUCGAAAUGCAGAUCAUACGCAUUCCGUGUGGUUCGAGCUCAAAAUAUUCCUAUUUCAUCUUCCAUAGUGACAACAAGAGUUCAUGCUUCAACAAGUACUGCCGACGACACCUCGAAGAGACCAAAUAUAUAUUUAUCAAUACCUCGUUGUCACAACUCUAAUACGUGCUGUAUAAUAUGUAAACGUAAAAGCUACCUCAUGACUGUACCGAAAGCAGCUCGAACUCAAGCAUUUAUCGAAACUGGAAUAUAUAUUUCUUCGGGAAAAAGAUGUUGUAAAACUCAUAUUACCGGAUUGAUAUUCAGUGAAUUGGCUUUGCAAGUUUUACGCCCUGUAAGUGAGAAUACAUUAAUGUGUGAAAAAGAUAUAAAAAGUCUUUUAAACAAUAUUAGAGAAGUAGCAAAGAAAAAAGGCCUUGAUUUUGACACACCAGGACAGCUUUCCGAGUCUGAUUAUUAUACUCUCAUGGGCAUAACCAUGUCUGAUUUUAAUUACAUUUUUGAACAAAUAAGGCCCAAAAUUCGUUCCUCGAAAACAAGGUCAUCUCGUACUUGCUUGGCAGUAUUACUUGUAAAACUUAGAAGUGGUGUCUCUAAUGGUUAUUGGCGCCACAAUUCAACCGAAAUCAAGAAACCAAGAGAUGAAUAUGCCUAUACACUACAAGACGCUGCCGCUGAAGGAUGGUCCAGUAGUGAUUCAGAUGAAGAAACCAAUAAGGAAAAC